Molecule: messenger RNA, 1906 nt
Organism: Vigna unguiculata (cowpea)
Lineage: Eukaryota; Viridiplantae; Streptophyta; Magnoliopsida; Fabales; Fabaceae
Product: lysine histidine transporter-like 8
Source: RefSeq, a predicted model, not a curated record
UAAAAGAGUUCGUAGUUUCUUGUGCUUCCUCCUUCAAAGUUAAAAAGCAACUUCGUUUUCCUUUCUUCUUUUGGAACUUCAGAAACAAAAGAAGCUUCAAUCUCUUCUCAUAACACUGUUCUUUCUUCGUAGCUGUUAAUGAUAUAUAUCAUUACCAAAUAACUCAUUGCCAUCAGAAACAUGGGAGAAGUGGGUGAAGCUGAAUAUUUCAGAUCAGAAAUAGCUCUUCUGAAUUUCUCAGAUGCGAGUUUGAAACCCCCACUCUCUCCUCUGUUCAUCCUCAUUGAUCCACUCACACCAACUGAUUCAUCAUCUCCCUCAGAAGAAUCUCAUCCAUCACAGAAUCAAGAACAACACCCCAAAGACGCGUGGCUUCCGAUCACCGAAUCAAGAAAUGGAAAUGCCUUUUCUGCAGCCUUCCAUGUUCUUAACUCUAAUAUCGGCUUCCAGGCUCUCAUGCUUCCCGUUGCUUUUGCCACUCUUGGUUGGGUGUGGGGCACAGUAUGUUUGACAGUGGCAUUCUUUUGGCAGCUCUAUAGCAUAUUUCUUCUUAUUCAGCUUCACGAAUCCGUCCCUGGGAUUCGUCACAGCAGAUACCUCUUCCUCGCCAUGGCUGCAUUCGGUAAAAGGUUAGGGAAAGUGGCAGCGCUAUUCCCAGUGAUGUAUCUUUCAGGAGGAACAUGCGUCAUGCUUAUCAUCACCGGCGGUGGGACACUGAAACUGUUAUUCAAGACACUUUGUGACAAUGAUAAUGGAAACACUUGCAGUGCCCACGCGCUUACGGGGGCAGAGUGGUUCUUGGUCUUUACCUGUGCCGCCAUUCUCGUUGCACAGUUGCCGAACCUCAACUCCAUGGCCAUGGUUUCUCUCGUCGGAGCCGUUACCGCCAUCUCUUACUGCACCCUCUUUUGGGUUCUCUCUGUUAAGAAGGGUAGGCCCAACAACGUGUCCUAUACCUCAACCCUGUCGCAAGAAUCCACUGCGGUGGCUAAGAUCAGCGACGUUCUCAAUGCAGUUGGAAUCAUCGUGCUAGCUUACAGAGGUCAUAAUGUUCUGCUCGAGAUACAGGGGACACUGCCUUCAGAUUUCGAACGAACAUCCAAAAAACCAAUGCGCAGAGGAGUGAGUAUGUCAUAUGUUCUAAUCUCCAUGUGUGUCUUUCCUCUUGCAAUUGCCGGAUUCUGGGCCUAUGGAAACCAGAUAAACGAGGGUGGAUUAUUGUAUUCGUUUCCGCAAUUUCACAGGAAGCAGCUAACGAAAUUCUCCAUGGGAGCAAUAUACGUUCUGGUGAUAAUACAUUGUUUGAGCAGCUACCAAAUCUAUGCGAUGCCGGUUUUCGACAACCUUGAGAUCAGAUUCACGAGCAUAAGGAAUGAGAAAUGUUCAAGAUUGGCGAGAACAUGCAUACGAUUAUUUUUCGGGGGAUUGACAUUUUUCAUCGCUGUCACAUUCCCGUUCCUUCCAAGCCUAUCAGCACUAAUUGGAAGCAUCACCCUGGUGCCAAUCACGUAUUCAUACCCCUGUUUCAUGUUUCUAUCGCUGAAGAAGCCUCGACCAAGAGGUUUUGUUUGGUGGUUCAACGCUGCGCUCGGGUUCUUAGGGUUGCUUCUCAGUGUUCUUCUGUUAGCUGCAGCCGCAAGGACUCUUGCUGACAAAGGCUUAAAUGCGAACUUUUUCAGACCUUAACACUACUCUUCUCCAUUGGCGACUGGCAGAAGCUAGAAGCUGUUACCAACUAAUUACCACUAAUUUAUUUUCAACCCUAAAUAUAAUCAUAGCCUAGUUCCUCCAAUAGUGGAUAUAAUUAUGUAUAUUAUUCUCUUAUUUUAAAUUUUUUAUUGUUAUUUAAAGGAGUUGGUAAGAAGUUGUGUAAAAGAAGGAAAAAAGAGAGAGUAGGUUUUCGAAA